AUGUUGUAUUUGCUUCACGGGAGGCUCGAUGUGACUAUAUACGAGGUAAAUGCACUACAAACUCUUAAUCGGUGCAGUUUCAACCUCUGCAGCAAGGGUACAAGUACUAGAAGAGCGGGGAAGAAAUUUCUUUCCCAACUCAAGAGUCAUUUGUUGCGCCUAUUCCAAUGCCAGCCCGAGGUUAUUGGGAUGAAUCUCUAUGCAACGGUUGAUUUAGAUAAGGCAAGGGUUGGUCGGACUAGAAUGUUAGAAGAAGGAUCCUCCAACCCAAAGUGGAACGAGACCUUUCACAUAUACUGUGCACAUUUGAUCUCCCAUAUUAUAUUCACUGUGAAACAAGAUGACCCUAUUGGAGCAACUCUAAUAGGAAGAGCUUAUGUCCCCGUUGAACAAGUUAUGAACGGGAACAUAGUGAAUACAUGGGUCCAGAUACUAGAUGAGGAUCAUCGUCCCAUACCAGGUGACUCUAAAAUCCAUGUUCAAAUGCAAUUCUCUGAUGUUAAGAAUGACAUAAACUGGUCUCGAGGAAUAAUGAUUCCACGGUUUCAAGGAGUUCCCCACACCUUCUUCGGUCAAAAAAAUGGUUGCAAAGUUACUUUGUACCAAGAUGCUCAUGUUCCAGAUGGUUCUUUGCCUCGGAUCCCAAUAUAUGGAGGAAAACAUUAUGAGCCUAGGAGAUGCUGGGAGGAUAUUUACAAUGCCAUUAUGGAUGCUAAGUACUUGAUUUACAUAACUGGAUGGUCUGUGUAUACUGAAAUAACAUUGAUUAGGGACCAAAGUUCAGAAAGAAGAAUCACCCUUGGGGAGCUGCUCAAGAAAAAAGCAGAUGAAGGUGUUACUGUUCUUAUGCUUGUUUGGGAUGACAGAACUUCUGUUCCUGAACUGAAGAAAGAUGGCUUGAUGGCAACCCAUGAUCAGGAAACUGCAGAUUACUUUAGAAACACAAAUGUGCAUUGUGCUUUGUGCCCACGUAAUCCGGAUGAUGGAAGAAGCAUAAUUCAGGGUUUUGAAAUUUCAACCAUGUUCACUCAUCACCAAAAGACUAUAGUUGUUGACGCUCAAGUUGCUAAUGCUAUUGGAAGAUGGCAGAGGAGAACAGUCGCAUGUUUUAUAGGUGGGAUUGAUCUGUGUGAUGGGAGAUAUGAUACACAGGAACAUCCAUUGUUUUCAACUCUGAAUACAGUCCAUCAUGAUGAUUUCCAUCAGCCAAAUUUCCCAGGUGCUUCCAUUAAGAAAGGUGGUCCAAGAGAGCCAUGGCAUGACAUUCACUGCAAGCUAGAAGGACCUGUUGCAUGGGAUGUGAUGUACAAUUUUGAGCAAAGGUGGGAGAAGCAAGUUGGGAAGCAAUUACUACUCCCUUCAAGCAUGAUUGAUGACACUCUUGUCCCUCCUUCCACUGUAGCAACAACAAAUGAAAACGAGGCUUGGAAUGUUCAGUUGUUCAGAUCCAUUGAUGGUGGUGCAGCUUCUGGCUUCCCCCAAGACCCAGAGGAAGCUGCUGAAAGAGGCCUUGUUAGUGGGAAAGAUAACAUCAUCGACAGAAGCAUUCAGGAUGCUUAUAUAAAUGCUAUUCGCCGAGCAAAGAACUUCAUCUACAUUGAAAAUCAGUAUUUCCUAGGGAGUUCAUAUGGUUGGCAAGCAUCUGAUAUUAAAGUUGAAGAUAUUGGUGCUUUGCAUCUUAUACCAAAGGAACUUUCAUUGAAGAUUGUUAGCAAGAUUGAAGCAGGACAAAGGUUUUCUGUCUACAUUGUCAUCCCAAUGUGGCCAGAAGGUAUACCUGAGAGUGCUUCUGUUCAAGCAAUAUUAGAUUGGCAAAGAAGGACAAUGGAGAUGAUGUAUUCUGAUAUAGCUGAAGCCAUAAGGAGAAAGGGAAUUAGAGCUCACCCAAGGGAUUACUUGACUUUUUUCUGCCUUGGAAAUCGUGAGGGUAAGAAAGAUAAAGAAUAUACUCCUACUGAGGCACCAGAGCCUGACAGUGAUUAUAGUAGAGCACAAAAGUCCAGGAGAUUCAUGAUCUAUGUUCAUGCCAAGAUGAUGAUAGUUGAUGAUGAAUACAUUAUCAUUGGUUCUGCUAACAUAAACCAGAGAUCAAUGGAUGGUGCAAGGGACAGUGAGAUUGCAAUGGGUGCAUUCCAACAACGUCAUAUAACAUCAAACGGGACACCCAGAGGACAGAUAUAUGGAUUCAGACGUGCAUUAUGGUAUGAGCACAUUGGAAAUAUUAAUGAUAACGAAGCAAGCAUCUUUGACAGUCCAGAAAGCGUGGAGUGCAUCAACCUUGUGAAUCGUUUUGCUGAUACCAACUGGGACUUAUACUCAAAGGAAACAUUUGAUGAAUCUAAACCAUUUCACCACCUCAUGAGCUACCCCAUAAAAGUAACCAACAAUGGAGCCAUAACAACCCUUCCAGGGCUUGAAUAUUUUCCUGACACCAAGGCUCGGAUUACGGGUUCCAAAUCAGAUUACCUUCCUCCAAUUCUCACCACCUAG
Messenger RNA from Gastrolobium bilobum, 2490 nucleotides. RefSeq names its product phospholipase D alpha 1-like. Gene Ontology annotation, cellular component: plasma membrane. The transcript has 4 exons. Gene Ontology annotation, biological process: phospholipid catabolic process; phosphatidylcholine metabolic process. The record is from RefSeq and is a predicted model, not a curated record. The coding region runs from base 1 to 2490 and encodes 829 amino acids. Gene Ontology annotation, molecular function: D-type glycerophospholipase activity; calcium ion binding. Lineage: Eukaryota; Viridiplantae; Streptophyta; Magnoliopsida; Fabales; Fabaceae.